GGCGCUGCCCGGGUACACUGGCGCCUCGCUGCCCCCUCCGACACCCACCACUGACACGGUUCUAGCGGAAAAUACACCGCACGGCCCCGCAGCCAUGGCGACCGAGGUGAAGGUGGAACUGGCGGACAGCGAACAGGACGAAGAGGAGGACGUGUACGAGGUGGAGCGGAUCAUUGACAUGCGGCUGGAGGAGGGUGAAGUGCUCUACAGAGUCCGCUGGAAGAAUUACUGCUCCGACGAUGACACUUGGGAGCCAGAGGCUCAUUUAGAGGACUGUCGUGAAGUCCUUUUAGCCUAUAAGAAGGCCAUGGUAGAAGCUAAGGCCAAGAAAGAAGCAGAAGCCAAGAAGAGCGUGGUAAGUCCAAGGGACAAUCAGAAACUGCCUUCAAAGAGCGACGUGUUUGAUGCAGACUCAGAGAGUGACAGCGACAAAGACCGCCCCGUUCAGAUGCCCAUCAAGAAGAAGAAAAAGAAAAAGAUCCGGGAAGAAGAAGAAUUGCCUACGAAAGACAAGAAGAAGAAGAAAGAAAAACGAAAGGAUGAGGUGAGGCCUCUGCCUGCUCCAGAGACAGAUGAAGAAGAAGAAGAAGAGGCAGAGAGGGCCCCUACUCCAUCUUCACCUUCCAAGGAGAAAAGGGCGGAUCCAAAAAAGCGUCUGCUUGACUCUGAAGAGGAUGACGAUGAGCUUGUCCCCUCCAAAAAACACAAGAAGGAAAAGGGAAAAGACGGAGGAAAGCAUAAGAAAGAAAAGGUAGAGGAGGGAAAGAAAAAGAAAGCAAAGAAGGAUCGAAAGAUUGAAACCUCUGAUGAGGAGGCAGCUGCUCCUCUGGAAGAUGACCUGAGUGAUGGCCCUUCAGAGUCCCAACUGGACGACACCACAUCAAGAGAGAAUGUAACAAAGUCGGCUGAAAGGUUGCGUUUGGACGACAAGUCGAAACUGAAGAAGGGAAAGUGGGAAGUAAAACUUCAGGGCUUAAAGGACCUUGUCAGUGACAAAAAGAGCAAGAAGCCAGACAGCGUUCUGAAAGAGAGCAGCCUCCAAAAGCUGAAGGGCCUCACCUCAAAAAGCAAAGAGGACAAUGCCCCACACUCCGACUCAAGUGAUAGCUCCACCCUGCAUAAGAAAGUAAAAACCAAAGGGCAGGAGAGCACGUCUGCAACACUCAAAGCCCCGUCUUCCUCCACAUCGUCGUCGUCCUCAUCUUCCGUUUCAUUAGCCGCCAGCACCAAGGUCAAGGAGGACGAUGUGGCCAAAGAGGAGUUAUUGGGACAGAAGGACCCCACAGGCUCCACUAACCUGUUUGAGAAGUUCCUGUUAAACUGUGAGGCCAAGGAUCGUGCCCCUCGCCGGCAGCCAGCUCAUCAGCCUCCUGUAGAGAAGACCAGUGGCAAACCUUCAAAGCUACUUGGAAAACUGGAGAAGUUCCCCAAACCAAGCAAAGAGUCUCCUGCUCAGAAACCAGAGGCUGAGAAGACCGAGAGGACUAAGCAAUCAGAUGGGUCCAAACCAAGCCAGAGUUAUGGAUUCAACCUGGACAGCGAUGAGAGGGAAGGAGAAGAAAGUACUGCAAAGCCGAGGAUAGGGGAGGAUCCUCGGGAGCGGAGGGAUAGGCCAGAGGAGCCACAACGGCCUAGUUGGGAAAGGAGAACUUCAACUGAUGAUAAGAGGAAGAGGAGAGAGGACAGUGAGCCGAGACGCCUCGUGACUGAAGACCAUAAGGACUCCCAGGAGCCGCCAGAAGACAAGGGUCAAGCCACACUAAGUCUUGGAAUGGACCUCAAUCUGGACUGGAUGACUCUGGAUGACUUCCAGAAACAUCUAAAUGGAGAGGAUGAGAUCCUGUCAGGUCCACCAUUAACACCCAGUGAGCUGCGGGAUGCUGUGAAAUGUGGAGAUUACAUGGCUGUGAAAUUGGCACUUAAUUCUAAGGAGGACUAUAAUCUUGACCAAGAGGCAUGUACAAUUGGGGAGAAGAGGUCAUUUGAAGGAGAGAGGAGCUUGAUUGAAGAGAGAAGUACGAAUGAUGCUCUUAGGUUGACUGCUAACCUUGACAGUUCAAGAAAUGAAGAGUGUUCCCCAAGCAUUAAAGAGAACAUACUACAAGUUUUGGAUUGUCCAAAAGAUGUCGAAGAAAUGUUAUGCCGCCCGGCCUUUACAAACUCAGAGCAAGUGACAAGGAGGGAACAUGAAAGCAUCCUAAAAGGUGGGAACGAUAUCACUGAAUUCAAAAAUAAUGAUUGUGAUUCAAUCAUUGAGCACAAAAGUGACGUAAAGAAAGACCGGAGGCAAGCAGAGGAAGAUGAGAUGUUUGAUGACACGAAAGGUGGUUCAUCAAAUGAAAUGAGUUUGGAUGCGGUAUGGAUGCUGACAAGGGAUGAUGAAAGAACAGUAAUAAAGGACAUAGCUGACAAACAAUGGUCCCCUCAGGAAGCAAAUGACUCAAAUGACGAGGCAGAGGAUGUGGUGGCAGGUCAGUCAGACUGUACAGAUCAAGCUCAAUCUGAGAUGGGCACAAAGGAGAUUGUAAAAAGACGAUCACAGCGCUGUUGGAAAACUUCAGAGAAGAAAGAACCAACGCGAUCAAGUCUAAGGACCUGUAAGAAAGUGCUUGAAGCAACACCUUGCACUGUAGAGGAGAAAAGAGAGCCAUCGAAGAAGCAUUUCUGUUUAUAUUGCAAAAUGGCGUUCACCCAACUUGCAAAGCAUUUGGAAAAGAAGCAUGCUGAGGAAACGGAUGUUGCCCAUGCAAUACACUUCCCCAAAGGUUCCAAAGUGAGGCAGUCUUUGCUUGACCAAAUUCGCAAUAAAGGAGAUUAUGAGCACAAUUGCCAUGUUGUCAAAAGUGGCGAAGGGGAAAUUUUCUCUAAGAAACAGGUGAAAAAUCCCACCAUAUCUGUUCGUGACUUCCUGCCCUGCCAGCACUGCUUUGCUUUUUACCGCAAAACAGAUUUAUGGAGACAUGAGCGGUCAUGUAAGGCCAGAAAAGGAGAUCAGAAAUCCUCUGAAAGGACAAAUCGAGUCACCAGUACUGCCCAUCAGCUGCUUCCAAUGUCAGAGUUCCUAACUGGAGGCUGCGAGGAAAUCAUCCAUAUCAUGCAUCAAGAUGACAUCUCAAGGCAUAUAAGAAAUGACCCACUUAUUUGUAAAUAUGGCAAUGCAUUGUCUGUUAAGUAUGAACAUGACAAGUCACAGUUUGCUUAUAUUGCACAGAAAAUGAGGGAACUGGGUAGAUUUGUGCUGGCUGUAAAUGAGCUUGACAACAGUGUGAGGUAUUUGCAUGAAUUAUGUCUACCAUCCAAAUUUGCAUUGGCAGUUGAAGGGGCCAAAAGAGCUAGUGGUUUUGAUCCCAGUUCCAGUAAGUUCAAAACAGUCUCCCUUGUAUCAAAAAUUGGCUAUUCUUUGAAAAGAGCUGCAGAAAUAGCUUUUGGGGAAAGCCGCAUGACAGAGGACAGUGACACUGAAAGUGAAGUGAAAAAGUUCAUACAGCUUCUUGAUACAAAAUGGAGUGAGUGUUUUUCUCGCAAAGCUCUUGCAUUGUCUUUAAAACAAGACGUGAAAAAAGUUGAAGUAGACAAAUCAACUGUGACAGAAGAUUUAAUGAAACUACAUAGGUUUAUCGCUGGGGAGGAAGAUGAAGCCAGGGAGGAGCUGAAAGAAAGUCCUUCUAUGUCAACAUGGAAAAAACUCAGUGAAGCCACUCUGGCAGAUGUUUGUCUGUUCAACAGAGGAAGGGUAGGGAAUAUUGGUAGAAUGCUUUUGCAAACUUACACUUGCAAAAAGAGUACUGGAACAUUUCUGCCCUCCGCUGAUCAGAUAAGGAAAAGCACAAAAUUGGAGCUGGACCUAGGUGCCUUUUUUACAAGGUUGGAACUAGAGGGUCAGUAUGGAAGAAACAUGCUGGUUCUGUUAACAGAAAGGAUGGUUUUGUCAAUUGAUUUGCUCAUUGAAAAUCGACACCAAGCAGGUGUUUCAAAAACAAAUCCAUACCUGUUUGCCAGGACUGAAGGUCCGUCCUUCAUCAGAGGAUUGGACUGUUUUCGGAGGGCUGCGGUGGAAUGUGGAGUUAGAAACCCAGAGGCACUUCUGUCCUCAUCAUUAAGAGAGCAAAUUGCCAGCUGCUGGCAGCUAAUGAGCCUGAAUGAACGGGAAUUGGACCAAGUUGCCAAGCUAGUGGGGAAGAGCAGUGAGGAGUGUAACAUGCUCUCAAGAAAUGCAUUGCAGCUGGAGGAAGUGAGCAAACAACUGCUCAAGAUGGAUCGCACACUGCCAUCCACAAGUCCACCUACCCCUACAAGAGAUGGAACCUCAUCGAAGCCAGCUUUAAAGAGAAGACCUUGGAGCGAGGAGGAGCAAGCUGCAGUGAAGCGAUAUUUAAGUGAUUUUAUCACAACCAUGAAGGUUCCCGGAAAAAAACAAUGCAAUGCUUGCAUAGCUUCUGAACCAGAUCUUCGUGGAAGAUCUUGGACAGACGUCAAAAACUAUGUACACAACACACUACAGACAGUCCGCAGGAGAAAUAACCAGCAGACGUCUGAAGGGAACGUUAACACUUUGAAUCCAAAGAGUCGUAAAGCUGGAGUCCAAACCACAAAGAAUGAUUUGGAAGAUACAAAUGAUGUCUGUACAUUGACAACAGUGGACCCAGAUCACUUGACAGGAAGUUCAAACUACUGUAUGACAAUGGCUCCUCAAUCAUCCACACCAUUCCCCCAAGAGAUGAUUUCAACUUAUGCAUCCUUUAGUUCCACUACUACAAACAUGGUCCAUACAAGUCAAUCAUUGAUGUCAACCUUCACACCAUUGAAUGCUACUGAUACACAAGUAGUUCCCACAUUUACGCCACUCAGCACUACAAAUGCACUUAUCUCUUCUGCUUACACUUCAGAGAACAACCACAUUCUUCCACUAUCUUCAUAUACACAGAAUGCAGCAAUUUUGCAACCCACUUCUGUGUACUCCCUACAUGACACUACAGGUUCCGCAAUGAUUCCUUCUUUUAGUUCCCUAAAUCCUCCAAGUACCUCAAUGGUCCCUACGUUCACAUCAUUAAAUACCUCAAGCCCACCUAUGAUUCCUGUUUACUCCCCACUCGAUGACAGUAGUCCUAUUGUUUCUUCCUUUACACCUCUGAACCAUUCAGGUACACCAUCUUACCCCACAGACCCACCUAGGGCCCCUACAACUGCACAGGUUGUCCCAACAAUUCUUGGACACGCUGUUCCUGAUACAGCACCAGUGGCACAGGAAAAGGCACCCAUGUCUACUAAAGUAAGACAAACCAAUACUGGUGAGAAACCUCAAAAGAGAAACAAGAGGUUGUGGAGCGAGGAGGAACAGGCAGCAGUGAGGCGUCAGUUUGGAGACUUCUGUAAACUGGUCAAAGUGCCAGGCAAAAAGGAUUGCGACGCAUGUUUAGCUGCUGAACCUGCCUUGAACAGCAGGACAUGGAGGGAAGUUAAAUAUUUUGUACAUAACUCAAUUCAGUCGAUGAAAAGAAGAGGGCAUGCUGUUGCCUCCAAGCAAAGUGGAGGACAAGAACCAGAGACUCAUAAUUUGAACGCAGAUUGGGAUGGUCCUGUUUAUCUGUCCCUGUAAAUUUUUGUAACGGACAUGCUACAAAACAAUUGGUGAUCAGCACUGUGGCUUUAACCUCAUAUGGGGCUUACAAUUUGAGCUGUAAAAAGUGUCAUGUCAGUGAACCUCGAACCUUUCCAGACUGUCCUGCCAUUCUUUAAACCACACCUUUGGAAAAAGAUCAAGAUUUCUGUGGACUGUUGCAUGAAUAUACACUAAAUGGGUGGAAUCAAGGACAUUUGUAUCGUACCUUUGGCUCAGAAAAAAAGCAAAUAUUAUUGUUUGAUAUGUUCAGAUUGCCUGUACAUAUGUAACACAGUCAAUUAUAUAACGGUGUCAAUUUGUCAGUUCAUCACAGGUUAUCAAUAGGACGUGUUCUAAUUUACAGAUUGGAUAAUUUAGUGAAUGGUAAUCUAAUUUUGCGUGCACUCCCUACCCUUGUUUACUUUAAAAAUUAACAUACACUUCAAUCUCUCUGCCCUCACUAAGUAGAGUAUGGGUGAAUUACGAUGGUCAAAUCCUACCAGCACAGUUUUGCAGCCAAUCCCUCCAAAACAAUAGAUGUGUGUUGACUUGCUUUCCUGAAUGCCUGAUCCAAGUGUACUAUAUUCCUGCUUUAGCCAGUAGCCUAUAUUGUAGAUGGCCCCUGAUAGCCUGCAGCAGUAAUGACAUACUUUCCUUGUGGAUGUUAGUGAAUUAGGAGCUCAGUGUUUAUAUCUCGCACUUAAAUAUAACAGUUUUCUGAGGAUCCUGUUGAUAAAUGUUUCAAUUUUCUUUUUCAUGUUUAUUAGUUCAUAAGCUACAGAAUAAGUUUGGUUUUAUUUUUGUAUUGCUAUACACUGACUGUAUAGAACUUUUUAGUACUUAUUGAUGUUUGAUGUACUCUAAUUUAAGAUAAUACACUACAUUGGUCUAU
This is a messenger RNA of Limanda limanda (common dab), 6491 nucleotides long. RefSeq names its product M-phase phosphoprotein 8 (gene mphosph8). Bases 95 to 5596 code for a protein of 1833 amino acids. The record is from RefSeq and is a predicted model, not a curated record. Gene Ontology annotation, molecular function: protein binding. Gene Ontology annotation, cellular component: nucleus; cytoplasm. The transcript has 9 exons. Lineage: Eukaryota; Metazoa; Chordata; Actinopteri; Pleuronectiformes; Pleuronectidae.